AAUAAUGAUAAUAAUGGUAAUAAAAAGAAUCCAAAAACUCUAUUGUCUGAAUCAUUGUGAUUGAAAGAGUGCUGUUUUUUUUGAAGUAUCACUGUAUCAGUAAUUCAGCAUCUCUCUUUCCCUCUCUAUCUCUAUCAACUCCUUCAGCACUUAAAUCAGAUUCCAAAAGCAAACUUUUCCUUUUAAGGCCUAUGCAAAUAGUAUAGUUAAAAAAAGAAAAGGGAAGUCCUUUUACUUCAAAACUUUUACGAGCGAGAAAAAGAAACUGUCUUUCUGCACUAUCAACUCUUCUUGCGCUUUGGGUCCAAAGAUCCAGUACCCAUUUGCUGUUGGAUUGUUAGUUUCUGAGCCGUCUCAUUUGGGGAGGAAAUUCAAGCAUUUUGGGAUUGAAUCUCCCUGUUCUUCCUGGGUAUGUAUUGGGUUUUGUUUCUGUUUGUGUUUAUGUAACUUUUUGUUACUUCUUAGUUAGUAUUGUUUCCAGGAGUUCAUGGUAGAUCAAUUGCUUGUUUAGCUACAUUUCUUUUUGUUUCUGCUGGUUUAGUAUUUUUUUAAGAUUGAGAGAGGGAGUAUCAUUUUUGAACCCAAGGUUUGGAUUGUGUUUUUUUGAGGGCUUAGUCUGGUUUCUAUAAAAUGCUCUGGAUAUCAAGGAAAAGUUUAAUUUGAGUAAUCUCGUGUUAUUAUAUUUUGAGUUGGCUCGGAUUGAUUUCUUGAUCUGUAGAUAUGGUGGUUAGUGGGAGACAAUGAGACUGUACCUGAUUUGGAUACUCAUUUUUGCUUUAAUUUUAAUAGUAGUUUGGGAUUCUAAGUUGGUGAGUUUUGAGGUUGAUAGUAUUAUCUUUGGUUGUUUUGGAUGGCAUCUAUAAGGAGAACGUUGUCUCCAGUGCCUCGGGCCGGGGCAUUAAUGAAUGGAGAAGUCUGUCAAGUUCCUUCUCCAUUGUCCAAGUCCUCAUCAUCGGCUCAGAACUUCUCAACAUCUAGAGGAUUUCUAUCCUCUCUUCUUGGUUUAACAGAUUCUCAAGCAUUUAUUCUUGGUAUCUUUUCACCAAGAUCUUCGAGACCACCGGAAAGGUCAAAAUUGAAGGGACAAGUUUGGAGGAGGGCUCUUUUUCAUUUCUUACUCUGUUUUGUGGUUGGGAUAUUUGUUGGCCUUACUCCAUUUGUAUCAAUGAAUCUAUCAACGAAUCUUAUGUCAAAGAGCCAAGCCUUCUCAUUUGAGAUGGUAUCAACUGUUAAAAAUUUCGGUACUUUUGAAGGUAUGACCACAAAUGCGACACCGAUAGCUGAGAGUGAAGGUCUCAAGAACAAUGCCACAUUGGAGACAGAAGUUAAGCUGACUGACCAGAUUUCAAUUGAUGCACCCAUUCACCAGUCAAUCCCUGAAGAUCUGGAGCUGGCAUCUCGGAAGCUUUUGAUAGUUGUGACCCCAACUUAUGCUAGACCAUUUCAAGCUUAUUAUCUGAAUCGGUUGGCAUACACAUUAAAAUUGGUCCAACCUCCACUGUUGUGGAUAGUGGUAGAAAUGACUUCCCAAUCUGAGCAGACAGCUGACAUCCUAAGGAGAACUGGGGUUAUGUACAGGCAUCUUAUUUGCAAGAAAAAUGUUACUGACAUAAAAGAUGGAAGCAUUCACCAAAGGAAUGUGGCUUUGUCUCACAUUGAAACUCACCAUCUUGAUGGGAUUGUCUACUUUGCAGAUGAUGAUAACAUUUAUUUAGCGGAUCUUUUUGAAAAAAUGAGGGAAAUGAGGCGUUUUGGGACUUGGACAGUGGCCAAGGUAACGGGGGACAAAAGCAAAGGUUUCCUGGAGGGCCCCAUUUGUAAUGGAUCUAGAGUUAUUGGAUGGCAUGUAAAUGAACCAAGUAGGAGAUUCCGGAGAUUCCAUGCUGACAUGUCAGGUUUUGCCUUCAAUAGUACCAUACUUUGGGAUCAAAAAAGAUGGCGUCGACCCACUCUUGAACCUAUUAGGCUGCUUGACACAUUCAGGGAUGGCUUCCAGGUUAGCACAUUCAUUGAACAAGUUGUGGAAGAUGAAAGCCAAAUGGAAGGCUUACUAGAAGACUGCUCGAGGAUCAUGGUUUGGCGUCUAAAUCUAGAACCACCUAAUUCUUUCUAUCCUCCCAAAUGGUUCACAAUUAGUAAUCUGGAUGUAAUUUCCCAGCUUGCAUGAAAUUCUUGAUUUAGGGGAGCCACUGUGACUACUUAAGGAAGGGAUUCAGCAAGAAUCACAGAUCACUUUCAUGCAAACCUUUUGGACAGACUCCUGCUGUAAUGGUGCCCAUCCAAAAGCUGGCUGAAAUAUAUACAGGCACACUUAAAUAGAGUAUUUGCAGAAUGGCAUGAACAUUUUCAUUGUACAGUAGUAUCAAAUUGUCCAUCUUCUGCAUUGCUGCUUCUUCCCAAAACAAGUGAGAAUUUUUUGACUAGUUAGGAAAAAUGGAUGGUCAAAAUCGUAAAACCAUCCUAUGAAUUCAAACAUGGCUUGACUUUCUUUUUUUUUUUUUUUUUCCUUUUCCAAGUUCAAUUUGAGUUGCCAUUUUUGUCUUUCAUGUAUCAACCCAUUUUGUUUGCAAAACUCCAAAGCAAAUUUGAAUAUCAGUACUGAUUCAGACUC
Messenger RNA from Ricinus communis (castor bean), 2611 nucleotides. Its product is annotated as probable beta-1,4-xylosyltransferase IRX9H. Lineage: Eukaryota; Viridiplantae; Streptophyta; Magnoliopsida; Malpighiales; Euphorbiaceae. The record is from RefSeq and is a predicted model, not a curated record. Gene Ontology annotation, biological process: plant-type secondary cell wall biogenesis; glucuronoxylan biosynthetic process. Gene Ontology annotation, molecular function: galactosylgalactosylxylosylprotein 3-beta-glucuronosyltransferase activity; xylosyltransferase activity. Gene Ontology annotation, cellular component: Golgi membrane. The transcript is spliced from 4 exons. Bases 851 to 2167 code for a protein of 438 amino acids.